GACGUCAGAGGUUCUCUCCUCUGUCCCCAACAUUCCAGUUCCACAGGAAGGCGAGCCCCCACCAGGGCGCCACGGGCACAGGACACAGGCAGCGGGCAGCGUGUCCUGGGAAGACGGCACGGGAGUGCAGGAAGGCCAGUGGCCUGGCAGAGAGAACCGCACCAUCUCGACUCUGGGGAGACGGGGACAGUAAGGGUGCUGAUGACUCCAGCGAUCCCACGAGGAAAAGCGGGCGGGGAGUCCGGCUGGGGCGCCCCGCGGCCGCACCGGCCCGCUCGUUGGAAAUGGAAGGGCAGCUUUCGGACCUCCGGGAAGGAAGUGUGCCUCUCAGGUCGCUUGAUGUACCCUGGCUCCCAGAAUGGUCUCCGAGAGCCCCUCUGCUGCGAGUGCCACGUCCGCUUCGGGGGCCGCCUGCCUGUGCCCCGGGCCGAGGCGGCCCUGCCUUACUGGGUGCCGUCGUCACUGAGACCCCGAGGACAGAGCCAAAAGAUGGUGCGGUUUCAUAUCCCCAAAACCUCAGAGUCGUGCCCCUGCCUGUGCCACUGCUUUAGGGGCCGCCUCCCGGUGCCUAGGAGUCAGGCGAUGAUGCCCUACUGGGUGCCCCAGGUCCUGAGGUCUCCGAAGAAGGCGGUGAAGAGGCAGCGGAGCUUUAGAGGCCUCCAAGAGCGCCCCCUGGACUCCCGUGCGCGCUACAACUGCUGGCGGAUCUGCUGCGACAGGCGCCUCCUGCUCAAGUGGCUGCAGCUCCAGGCCGUUGACCAGGAUGAGCCGCCAGCCCCGGGCAGGACGGCCAGCUCCCUGGACUCCCUGCUGACCCUCCUCCAGACCGUCCUGAGGGCCAUCGGGGCCAUUCGAACCUCGCCCAUGGCCGCGCCUGCUGUGGAGGAGGCCAGCAAGUUCAGUGAGGCCACCUCUCUUCCUAGCAGACAGCGGGUCCUGGCCGUGGGCCAGGGGAAGAAAUGGGCGGUGUCCACCGUGUGCUCUGGCAGCCUUGACACAGCCCGCUGUGACCACUUCAUCGUGCCUGUUUUAAAAGGGGGAAACUGA
Messenger RNA from Lepus europaeus (European hare), 1047 nucleotides. It is a transcript of the gene C19H16orf95, whose product is annotated as chromosome 19 C16orf95 homolog. Lineage: Eukaryota; Metazoa; Chordata; Mammalia; Lagomorpha; Leporidae. The coding region runs from base 202 to 1047 and encodes 281 amino acids. The record is from RefSeq and is a predicted model, not a curated record. The transcript has 9 exons.